CCAUUUUUGGCCCCAGCUGGUGGCCCAUCUGGGGAAAACCUCCAUAAGGAUGCUGGCCGGAUGGAGAGAGCUGUCUACAGGGAUAAGCGCUAUACUUUGUUGCCUCCUGUUCUUCUGGCUCCUGUACUCUCAUCCACCCAAGGAAGGAAAGGAACUGGAAGUGGGCACCUGUGAAAUCACAGCAUUGGACAGAGAUAUGAGCCAUCCCAAGAGGAUGAUCGCCAGGCAGACAGCACGGUGUGCCUGUAGGAGGGGCCAAGUCGCCGGAACAACUAAAGCAAAACCCGCCUGUGUAGAUGCCCAGAUCAUUGUCAACAAACAGUGGUGCGGGAUGGAGCCCUGUGAUGAAGGGGAGCUGUGCACAUUGCUAAUAAAUCGUUCAGGCUGGAGCUGCACUAGGCAACUGGGACGUAUAAAAACAGUCACGGUCUCCUGACAGCAGUAGUGCAUCUGCCUGUAAGAGCAGCUUCUUCACUUCCUGUGCACUGAUGCCGCAGUUCAAAGGUCAUCUCGUCAUUGGGGGUGGGUGGGAGCGGAGGAAAGGUGGCAAGCAGAUUCUUCAGUAUGGGCUCAUCCCCAUGAAUCAGGGCCCAUCCUCUCUCUAUUCCCUCUUGUGCCUGUACGUGGGGCACAAAGGUUACUGGAAGAGCAUCUUGGGGUUGUAUGUGUGAGGUUUUCUUU
Molecule: messenger RNA, 681 nt
Organism: Elgaria multicarinata webbii
Lineage: Eukaryota; Metazoa; Chordata; Lepidosauria; Squamata; Anguidae
Product: chemokine-like protein TAFA-5
Exons: 4
Coding region: 50-436 (128 amino acids)
Source: RefSeq, a predicted model, not a curated record